Messenger RNA from Penicillium malachiteum, 3117 nucleotides. Its product is annotated as exosome catalytic subunit DIS3. Gene Ontology annotation, cellular component: nuclear exosome (RNase complex); cytoplasmic exosome (RNase complex). Gene Ontology annotation, molecular function: endonuclease activity; RNA binding; 3'-5'-RNA exonuclease activity. Lineage: Eukaryota; Fungi; Ascomycota; Eurotiomycetes; Eurotiales; Aspergillaceae. Gene Ontology annotation, biological process: rRNA catabolic process. Bases 1 to 3117 code for a protein of 1038 amino acids. The record is from RefSeq and is a predicted model, not a curated record. The transcript is spliced from 2 exons.
AUGAAGAGCUUAAGGAGGGAGUUUUCCUCCAAUCCACAAGCUGCUAAUGUUGCCAGCAAAGUUUUUGUGAGAUCCACGAAAAGCGGGAAGGUGCAGAAGAUUGUCCGCGAGCUCUACCUACGCCAAGAUAUUCCCUGCUCAUCGAAGCUCUGCUCACACUGUCCUUCGAUCGCCCCAGCAGACGCCAAUGGAAACAUUACUCCAUUUAUUCUCUCCGAUCGUCCCGCCGGUACCAAAGCUUUCCCGCGCGGCCACUAUCUCAUACCCGACACAAAUGCCUUGUUGAAUGGAAUGGAUCUUUUCGAGCAUACUGGCGCAUUCUACGAUGUUAUCAUUCUCCAGACCGUCCUUGAAGAACUCCGAAACCAGUCUUUGCCCCUCUACAACCGCCUCAUCGCUCUGAUCAAAACAGAUGAGAAGCGCUUCUACCUUUUCUUCAACGAGUUCCGCCUCGAGACACAUGUGCGAAGAGAGCCAGACGAGUCAAUCAAUGACCGCAAUGACCGAGCUGUGCGCGCCGUCGCAAAAUGGUACGAUGAGCAUCUCAAAGCCACCGUCAAGAAGGGCAAGAAGGAGAAGACAAUUCCUACCAUUGUUGUCAUCACGGACGAUAAGGAGAAUCUGCGAAAGGCUAAGGCAGAGGAUGUCACCGCCUUGUCUUUGACAAGCUACGUCGAUGGUCUGGAAGAUUCCGCAAAACUGCUUGAUAUGAUCAGUGAAGCUAGAGAGGCACGAGAUGCAAAGGGCUCUGUGCGUGGAGAAUUGUUUUACCCCGAGUAUUACUCUAUGUCAAAGCUCCAAACUGGCCUGCGAGCGGGCAAUCUUCACCAGGGUAUAUUCAAUGUGUCGCCUUACAACUACCAGGAGGGCUCUGUCCAUGUGCCAGCCUUUGACAAGUCUCUCCUGAUUUUGGGUCGCGACAACAGCAACCGUGCAAUUUCAGGUGAUACUGUUGUGGUUGAGGUUCUACCAAAAGACCAGUGGAAGUCUCCUUCAACCAAGAUCAUGGAUGAAGAAGCAGCGACUCGAAAUGAAAACGCGGACGCUGAAGAUACGGAAGCUGUUGUCACAGACCGGGAACGUAAAGCUCUCCAAGAAGAGGUCAAGAUCGCUCACGCUCACGGCAAGAACGCGGAAGGAAAGCCGCAGCCCACAGCCAGAGUUGUGGGUGUGAUCAAGCGCAACUGGCGACAGUACGUAGGACAUGUGGAUUCAACUUCAACUGGUUCACUGGCUGCCUCAGGCCGGCGACUGCAGACUGUGUUUGUACUGCCUAUGGACAAGAAAGUACCCAAGAUUCGCCUGCGUACUCGACAAGCUGGCGAUUUGGUUGGCGAGCGCAUCCUUGUUACUAUUGACGCAUGGGACCGGGAUUCACGAUACCCAUCCGGUCACUUCAUCCGCUCCUUGGGACAAUUAGAAACAAAGGAGGCGGAGACAGAGGCUCUCCUUCUGGAGCACGAUGUACAGUACAAGCCGUUCUCCAAGGCAAUCUUGGACUGUUUACCGGCGGAGGGGCAUGAUUGGAAGGUUCCGGCUUCGAAGGAGGACAAGGGCUGGAGUGGCCGACGUGAUCUUCGUGAUCUGCUCAUUUGCAGUAUCGAUCCCCCUGGCUGUCAGGAUAUCGAUGAUGCUCUCCAUGCACGCCCCCUCCCGAACGGCAACUUUGAAGUCGGUGUUCACAUUGCAGACGUAUCACAUUUCGUUAAGCCCAAUAACCCAAUGGACGUUGAAGCUAGUGUUCGCGGUAGCACAGUCUACUUAGUUGACAAGCGUAUUGAUAUGCUUCCGCACCUGCUUGGAACGGAUCUCUGCUCACUGAAACCAUAUGUGGAACGCUACGCCUUCUCUGUGAUUUGGGAGGUCACGCCUGAUGCAGAGAUUGUUUCUUCGGACUUUACUAAGUCCGUCAUUCGCUCUCGUGAAGCUUUCAGUUACGAACGAGCUCAACUUCGCAUUGAUGAUCCCAGUCAGACUGAUGAAUUGACCCAGAGCAUGCGCACACUUCUCAAGUUCUCGAAAAUCCUUCGCCAAAAGCGUUACGAUGCAGGUGCUUUGAACCUUGCAUCUCCCGAGGUUCGCAUCGAAGCCGAUGCGGACGAAGUUGGCGAUCCUCUGGCGGAUGUCAAGACUAAGGCGAUGCUCGCAACCAACAGUUUGGUCGAAGAAUUCAUGCUUCUCGCCAAUAUUACUGUUGCCUCUAAGAUUUAUGAAUCCUUCUCCCAAAUUGCUUUGUUACGACGACACGCCACUCCCCCACCACAGAACUUCGAAGAUCUCAUCAACCAACUUUCCAAGAAGCGCAAUAUGAGGCUGGAUGUUUCCAGCUCCGGCGCUCUUGCUAACUCAUUGGACCAAUGUGUCGACCCCAAGAAUCCCUUCUUCAACACGCUCGUCCGUAUUCUCGCCACUCGUUGCAUGACCUCCGCUGAGUACUUCUGUGCCGGUGCCCAUGCAGAGUCUGAAUUCCGCCACUACGGUCUUGCCUCGCCCAUCUACACCCACUUUACUUCACCUAUCCGUCGAUAUGCCGAUCUGCUCGUCCACCGACAGCUGGCUUCCGCUAUCGGCUACGAAGGCGAAGAUGGUCACGCCAAGGUUGAGGGCAUUUCCACCCGCAGCAAGUUGGAGGACAUUUGCCGCAAUAUUAACUACCGACACCGCAACGCACAGUUCGCAGGCCGCGCCAGUAUUGAGUACUAUGUUGGCCAGGCCCUCAAGGCACGUGGAGAAAAGAUGGCCGCUGGCGGCGCCGACCAGGGAGUUAAUGAAGAAGGCUAUGUCAUGCGUGUUUUCGAGAACGGUGUCGUUGUUUUUGUUCCUCGGUUCGGUAUUGAAGGUGUCGUUCGAUUGGAGGACUUUAUGCUGCCUGGUGAAUCUAGCUCUUGGUCUGUCACUGAGAGAAGAGAACUUGCGGCUCAUCGCUCAACUGAAUUUGAUCCUGAGGAGUACACGCUUCGUGUGGAAGAGAAGGGCCACGAGGCUGACCGAAACGUUGUUGUGGAGCUUUUCCAGAGAGUCCAAGUCAAUGUCAGCUCGGUCAAGGAGGAAGGCCGUGGUGCUGGCAAGAGAAGAGUGCGCAUUCUCAUUACUGGAACUACCGACAACACCAAAUAG